Molecule: messenger RNA, 482 nt
Organism: Acaulospora morrowiae
Lineage: Eukaryota; Fungi; Glomeromycota; Glomeromycetes; Diversisporales; Acaulosporaceae
Source: the annotation of a GenBank genome assembly
CGGUAUCGCCGUAAGUAACGCCAUGAACGCUGCGGCCGGAUCUUUUCCAAGUCCUAGUCCAACUAAUUCCCCUAAUAACUCGGCCUUUUCUGGUUGGAAUCAUAAGCGCGUCAAAUACGAAUUUUCCGAGGCCACCACGCCUUCAUCCAGUCAAUCUUCGCCUAGGAACAGCACACCCGGUGGUUAUCAAUUACCAGGCCUAGGAGCUGGUCCAGGGACGCCGGGUGCCAACCCAUCUACACCAGCCUACACUAGUAGCAACCUGCAGAUGGUAACCAACGCCUCGAGUCCGCAUCAUUAUUCUAGCGCGACCAGUAACGGGGGCACACCCACCCCGACCCACGAAGGUCUAGAUCGCUAUAUUGAACAUGGUGCCGUUUUACAUACUUCAUCACCUGAAAAUGUUGGUAAUGCCGAAGAGUCGAGACGCUACGAGCAAUAUCGACAGCGAGAAGACCCACCAGCUACAGAAGAUAUCAAUG